Gasterosteus aculeatus aculeatus (three-spined stickleback) is the source of this 1556-nucleotide messenger RNA. NCBI's taxonomy places the organism in Eukaryota, Metazoa, Chordata, Actinopteri, Perciformes, Gasterosteidae. The record is from RefSeq and is a predicted model, not a curated record.
CUCCAUAUGUCACCUGCUUACGAGCAGUCUCUUCGCAGCGUGCCAUCCCUUUGUCUCUCCUGACAAUUUCUACCGAGGUUGUGUUUUUGAUGGCUGCCAUGUUGCCAACCCAGCAGUGGAAUGCACAAGUUUACAGACUUACGCCGCUGCCUGCGCUCAGGUGGGGGUUUGUCUGCACUGGAGGAACCACACCACCCUGUGUGAGGGUGCCUGCCCGUCAAACAAAGUUUACAAACCAUGUGGUCUCUGCAGAACAAGCAACCUGUGACGACAAUCCUAAUGAAUCAACCAUGAACUACACUACAGAGGGUUGCUUUUGUCCUGAUGGGAUGAAACUCUUCAACAAAGACUCUGGCGUGUGUGUUGACAAGUGUGGAUGUCUUGAUCCUGAGGGAAUUCCCCGAGAGUUUAAUGAGAGGUUUGACUACAAAUGCCAAACCUGCAUCUGUGAGGAGUCGACCAAGACUGUGAGUUGCAAACCUAAGGCAUGCCCAAAACCACCAAUAGCAAACUGCAGUGAACCUGGGUUUGUCGUCAUCAACCAAACCAAUCCAUCAGACUCCUGCUGCUCUUCCUUUGUUUGCCAAUGUCAAAGCAGCAAGUGCCCAGUCUACAACAUGAACUGUCCGAUAGGUUAUAAACCCGUUAUUAGUGUUCCUGAGGGAAAAUGCUGCCCAGAACGAGCUUGCGAGCCCAAAAGGGUUUGUGUUCACAAAGAGAGUGAAUAUCAGCCUGGCUCUCCAGUUCCUGCGCCUAAAUGUCAGGAUUGUGUCUGUACAAAUGAGGUGGACCCGCGUUCUGGUCUCUUCAAGAUACAUUGUGAAUUUCAGAAAUGUCAAACAGACUGUGACAUGGGAUAUGAAUAUAUGGAAACUGAUUCCCUUGAAUGCUGUGGGAAGUGUGUGCAGACUCACUGUAUUGCCAUUGUUAAUGAUACCAAGAACCUCUUAAAGCCAGGAGACACCUGGUCACCACCACUGAAUCAGUGCGAGCAUUACUCCUGUCUUAUGAUUGGUGAUACUUUAACAACAUAUAAGUCACACGUUGUCUGCCCAGCAUUCGUGAAGGAAGACUGCCAACCAGGCACAAUUGAGACUGCAGCAAAUGGCUGUUGUAAAAUUUGUGUGUCGAGGGAUAAAGCCUGCAAAUUAGUGUCCAUGAAACAGAAAGUUAUGCACAACCGCUGUCAGUCUAACGAGGAGGUAGAUAUGCCAUAUUGUGAAGGAUCCUGCAACACCUUCACCAAGUAUUCUGAAGCAGCAGCUGCUAUGCAGCAUUCAUGCUCCUGCUGCAAGGAGACACGCUCCAGCAAUCGCACCAUUGCGUUACACUGUCUGAAUGGAGACGUGGUGCCCUUUUCAUACACCCAUGUAGAUGAGUGUGGCUGUGGCCACAGAGAUUGCGCCACAGCUGCUGCACAACUGACUCGCAGGAGGCGAAGCUCUACACUGGUGUGAUGAAAAUUGGAAAUGGAAGUGAAAUGUUGCAAUUUCUUCCUGGAAUAUCUUAACAAUGAUUACACUUUUUCCAAAGCACUCGCCUUUGUAGAAUUUAUC